This is a messenger RNA of Cyclopterus lumpus (lumpfish), 3257 nucleotides long. It is a transcript of the gene cyth1a, whose product is annotated as cytohesin 1a. The record is from RefSeq and is a predicted model, not a curated record. Bases 245 to 1441 code for a protein of 398 amino acids. The transcript is spliced from 13 exons. NCBI's taxonomy places the organism in Eukaryota, Metazoa, Chordata, Actinopteri, Perciformes, Cyclopteridae. Gene Ontology annotation, molecular function: guanyl-nucleotide exchange factor activity. Gene Ontology annotation, biological process: regulation of ARF protein signal transduction.
AAUUCAGCCCCGUCUUGACGGAGGGUUGGUUGGUUAAAGUCCUCCGUCUCUUCUCACCACUCCGCCGAGGACCGAGCCGCCGUGCAACUCCCGACGAAACCAGACCGGAGAGUGUUCGUUAACUCGGCUUACAACGUCCAGAAGAGCGUCGGGUUAAAGUUUUUCGACGCUCCUGAAAAUCAAUUGAAACUUUUUUAUUAUUGUAUUUAUUUUUUACUCGGGAGUCUACCAGGCGGAGACAAGCAUGGUGUUAAAAUCGGAAGACGGCGUCGUGCCGGACGACCUCACCCCAGAGGAGAAGCAGGAGCUGGAGAAUAUCCGCCGGCGCAAGCAGGAGCUGAUGGAGGACAUUCAGCGGCUGAAGGAUGAGAUAGCAGAAGUGACGAGUGAGAUCGAGAACUUGGGAUCCACUGAGGAGAGAAAGAAUAUGCAGAGAAAUAAACAGGUGGCCAUGGGGCGUAAGAAAUUUAACAUGGACCCCAAAAAGGGGAUCCUGUUCCUGAUUGAGAACGACUUGCUGAAGAAUACCAGCGAUGACAUUUCUCAAUUCCUCUACAAGGGCGAGGGCCUCAACAAAACGGCCAUCGGAGAUUACCUCGGAGAGAGAGAUGACUUCAACAUUGAAGUCCUUCAUGCCUUUGUGGAGCUUCACGAGUUCACAGACCUCAACCUGGUUCAGGCCCUAAGACAGUUCCUGUGGAGCUUUCGGCUACCGGGCGAAGCUCAGAAGAUCGACCGCAUGAUGGAGGCCUUCGCUCAGCGCUACUGCCAGUGCAACCCUGGCGUUUUCCAGUCCACAGACACCUGUUACAUCCUGUCAUUUGCCAUCAUCAUGCUAAACACCAGCCUCCACAACCCGAAUGUGAAGGACAAGCCUUCCGUGGAACGUUUCAUCUCCAUGAACCGAGGCAUCAACGAAGGAGGAGACUUACCCGAGGACCUGCUCAGGAAUCUGUAUGACAGCAUCAAGAAUGAGCCUUUCAAAAUCCCAGAGGACGACGGCAACGACCUCACACACACUUUCUUCAACCCAGACAGGGAGGGCUGGCUUCUCAAACUGGGGGGACGAGUUAAAACCUGGAAGAGGAGGUGGUUCAUCCUCACAGACAACUGUCUGUACUAUUUUGAGUACACCACAGACAAAGAGCCCAGAGGAAUCAUCCCACUGGAGAACCUGAGCCUCAAGGAGGUGGAGGAUAAGAAGCCUAACUGCUUUGAGCUUUUCAUUCCUGACAACAAGGACCAGGUGAUAAAAGCAUGCAAGACUGAGGCUGACGGGCGCGUUGUGGAGGGCAACCACACCUUCUACCGCAUCUCCGCCCCCACUGCGGAGGAGAAAGAGGAAUGGAUGAACAGCAUAAAAGCUGCUAUCAGCAGGGACCCCUUUUACGAGAUGCUGGCAGCCAGGAAGAAGAAGGUGUCGUCCAUGAAGAGGCACUAGAGCUGCUCAGCGCUCCAGAUGUUGCCCUUGACGGAGCAGGGAGGGGGGGGGGGGGUCCAGGCAUCCGCUCGCCCUAUCUGGGUCGGUGCAGACCACGCCGUUGUUGAGGUCUGCAUCUCCUACUCUAGGAUGCUUACUAGGUCUGGCCUCAGGACUCUACAGGCCAAAAAACAGGAAGCAUGCUGGGGUUUCUAGAUCUUGUUAAUCUCCUGUCACUCUUUCUCUCAGCUUUGUGUGCUCUCUCAAGGAAAUCUUGCUGUUUAACUCUGCAAAAUCCUCUUUGAAGAUGCUUUAAAAACUAACACAAUUCCCAUAUACAUUGUGCACAUACGCAACAUUGCAAACACUCAUGCCGUUCCCCUGUAGCACACGUCAUUUUAAACUCAGCAGGUCUGAACAAGUGUGGCACUCCAACCAAAAUAUUCCUCUUUUCUAAAAGAAAAGAAAAGACAUUUCUCAUGUGCUAGUGUCUAUUUUUACAGCUCUUACAUGUCAAUUCCUCUUCAGUCUUUUUUUUUUGUUGUCGCUUUUGUAUAAAUAAAGAAAAAGGUCUUGCAGGGAAUGGAGGGGGCUUGCUUUGACGAUGUUUUUUUUUUUUUUUAAUAUAGAAAAAAAAAAGUUAAAAAAAAUAAUAAUUGCCGCUCAGGAGAUUGUUACGAUGUUCUGAAACGUGUUGACGUGGAGUCUGUUCACAACACGACAGCCGCGUGAGGAAUGAAAGCCUCACCUGUGUCCCAGACUAAAUUAUUUUUUUUUUAAAUGUGAUGAAGAUGAAGAUGUCUGCGUGUCUGGACGGGGUCGCCCUGUUGGAUCUGACUCUCUGUUCAUUCCUUGACGGUCCCACAGAUGCAUCCUGGGGAUUUGUGUCUCAGGGAUGAGUGUUCAUCACCCUGGGCAUCUUUUGGAGGUCUUAGGUUGUCUGGAAAUUCAAACUGGUGGCCCCCUUUUUAAAAAAAUAGCUUCCCUACAUUUUAAUUUAAUUUUUUUCCCCAAACACAAAACUGCUUCCUGUUCCCUGAUUUCAUUGUUGGGAAGGUUUACGUCACUGCUGCACAGUGCUUGGCUGCUGGUUAGCGACAGUACUCCAGUUUUAUUCUCCCAGUCAAACAUUUAAUAUUUAGUUUCUUUUCCUCCUUAAUUUGUCUCUUCUUUGUAGAGGGUUACCCAUGUAAUGGUAAAAACAAAUCGCAUGUAAUUUACAGCCGUCGGCCCGACCUCAUUCAGAGUUGUACUGUGUGCUUCAGGUUGUUUAUGUAUAAGACAUAAUAUAUAACAUAAUGUUGUAGAGGCUUUUGAAGCUGUGCCUGGGGAAAGAAUGGGUCGCCCCCGUCUCAGGAUCCAAAGUGUGAUGUGAAACGAUACAGAACUACUAUAUGAGGAAUGUACUGUGGCGAACCAACAGACGGAGGUCCGGUUGGUUGGUCACUCUGGAGGACGUGACGUGACGUGUCGCCAGUCAGCCCAUCGAACUGCGUUGAGGGACACCUCUUUUUUUGGGGAGUUGUUCAUCAAGCGUCUUUUCUACUCGUGUCCACGGUUGUCUCGUGUUGUGCCUGCUGGUCCUCGUCCUCUCUCCGCUCCCCUCGGUGCUCUAACCCGAGAGAAAUAAGGAAAAAUGCAAAAACAAUCACAAUUCUAUAGACAGUAUUGGUUUAUUUAUCAAAAGUUGUACAUACUUCUAUGUAUAGUGGGUAUUUUGUCUUCAUCGUGUUUUCAUAUUAGUUGUGCCAUUUUCUUUUGGUAUUCUGUUCAAUGUUUGAUUUGAGGUUUGUAUCAUUGCCAUUUAAUCAAGCUGAAAUAAAGACAUAUUUGUCAC